Messenger RNA from Centropristis striata (black sea bass), 3208 nucleotides. It is a transcript of the gene lrguk, whose product is annotated as leucine-rich repeats and guanylate kinase domain containing. Gene Ontology annotation, cellular component: cytosol. The coding region runs from base 175 to 2382 and encodes 735 amino acids. Lineage: Eukaryota; Metazoa; Chordata; Actinopteri; Perciformes; Serranidae. The record is from RefSeq and is a predicted model, not a curated record. The transcript is spliced from 20 exons. Gene Ontology annotation, molecular function: protein binding; GMP kinase activity.
GAAAACGGUAAUAAUUAAACGUUUCCUUGGCUGUAAUAUGGAUAUUUAGAGUUUUUAUUUAUCACAAAGUCCUCAUUGUGUAUUUUGCCCCUCGCCGCCGACUUUUCAUUAUGGAAUAAUGAAGGAAACAACGCUUCUUUCUCAGAGACUGCAAUGAGGUAGAAGAAAACAGAGAUGGAGAAGAAUGGUGUUUUAACUGCUGAGGUGGUCUCCAGCUGUGUGUCCAACCUUGGACGCGUUGGCACUGGGCUGCAACAUUUUUACCACCACCUGUCUCUGCCUAGUCAGGAUCUCAGUGACAUCUCCGUCUUAAGCAAUUAUAUCCAUCUUCACAAGCUGGAACUCCCACACAACAAAAUUAAAGAUUUAUCCUGUGUGAGCCACAUGCCCUACCUCGUCAUCCUGGAUGCUUCUCACAAUGAAAUCUCCAGCUUCUUUGGAUUCGAGCCACCCAAGAACCUAAAAGAGGUCAACUUCUCCCACAACCGUAUGACAAAAAUGAAGGAUUUGUCAGCGUAUUCAUCUCUUAGUCAUUUGGAUCUGGGCUACAACAGUCUCAGUGACAUCAGUGGUCUUGACCAAUGUUGCAGGCUCUCCCAGCUCAGCCUGGAACACAACAAGAUCUGGAGGAUCAGCGGCCUGGACAGUCUGCCUCUCACACACCUCUGCCUUAGGGGGAACCAGCUGCAGAGGAUUGAAGGGUUGGAAAAUCUAAAGAGUCUGCAAGUUCUCGACUUGUCUCUGAACCGCAUCACCAGUCUCUCUGGCCUCCAGAAUCUCCACCUGCUGGGCUCCCUCAAUCUGGAGAAAAACCUGAUUUGUGAAAUUCAGGAGUGCAAACACAUUCAUGAUCUUUUCCUGUUGAGGGACCUCAACCUGCUGGGAAACCCUGUUCAGGAACAGCCUGAUUACAGACUGGCAGUCAUCUUCCUCCUUCAACAUCUGACCGUGUUGGACCAAGAGAAAGUCACUGUAGAAGAAAAGGUUUCAUCCGUAAACAAAUAUGACCCUCCUUUGGAUGUGGUGGCAGCCAGGAAUCACAUGACCCACCUGGUGUAUCAGCUGAUGCAGCCCCAGGUGCUCUAUGACAGCAGUACUAUGCCUAGUGCAGACUCUCCGUAUCCUAUGCUGGUUCUGACUGGUCCUCAAGGCUGUGGGAAGAGAGAGCUGGCUCACAGACUGUGUCAGGAGUUGAGCGAUUACUUUGCCUACGGAACGUCUAACACCACGAGGGGGCCCUACCCCGGAGAGGAGGAUGGAAUCGAUUACCAUUUUGUCAGCGAGGAAGAAUUUCAGAACAUGAUCCAAAUGGGUAAGUUUAUGCAGACCAUGCAGUACGGAGGUCACAGCUACGGUCUGACCAGAGACGCCAUAGAGGAUGUAGCCAGAGAAGGACUCGCCUGCUGUGUGCAUAUGGAGCUAGAGGGUGUGUUCAGUCUGAAGAACAGCUACUUUGAGCCUCGAUACAUCCUGCUCAUCCCCAUCCAGGCUGACAAGUAUCUGGGCCACCUGAAGAGCCGUGGUCUCUACACCCCAGCACAGAUUGACACAGCGGUGUCGCGUAUAGAGCUCUAUGCCAGCACCAACAAGCAGCGACCUGGAUUCUUUGAUAAUAUUAUUCCCUGUGAUGACUGGGAGGAAGCCUAUCAGACGCUGAUGCAGGUAGUGAAGGAGUACCUGUUGCUAGAGGAGCAGGAGGAAGGAGAAAACAACAGAGGAUCCCCUGACAACAUCUCCACUGGUCUGGAGCCGGAGGAGAAGCCGCCCUCGCCGCCCCUGCCGAGGUCAGGAUCAGGCACUCAUGCGUCACAGCCCGCCACAGCACUUGACCCCUCUGAUCUGUCUUACAGGAACUAUUUUACCAAGAUCCAGGCAGAGCUCAGCCCUCAGAAAAGCCCCACUGAGCUGGCCUCCAUCAGGAGGCGUGAGCAGCUGGUGAGAGAGGCUAUUGUGGGGAAGAGUCCAGGGGUCUACAGCCAGCUCUUCAAAAGCUCUGCUCAAGCAGCACCGUCAUCACUGCAGAAUCCUGAUAUUAGUGAGGAGAACAGCUCAGAUGAAUCUUGUGCCAGUUCGCCACUGACUGUGCCCGGUUCAGCUGGGGGCUUGUCUGCUUCAGUGGAGCCGCUAGAUAUGUCUGCCCUGGGACACACCUUGGGAACACUACAAGGCCAAACUCCUGAAGCCCCCCAGCCAGGCUCUGACCAGCUACCUGUGGCCGCGUCUCCCUCUUCUGAUAGACGCCCUGGAUCCAACGUCAAGCCCAUCCUGCCACCGAUCCCCACCGGGCGCAAGACGCCUGCAUCACCCAGCCCGGCUGCUUCACCCAGACCCAGCCCCAACAAAGUAGUCAGAGAUGGAGGAGAUGCAGAAAGGGAGGGGUAGCUUCACAUGUGAGAUAAAGCCAAUCAAUUAGUAUCUGUAUGAAAGUACCUAACUUAAAAUAUAAGCUUGGCUUGUCAGAUUAAAAGAACAUCCAAAAUCUGCACCUGCACAAUUAAAAGUCAACCACAAAACCACACAUAUGUUGCUAUUUUACAACAAACUACACAGACUGUGAUGUGACACGCCAAGCCAAACACUUGAGGUUAGAUUUUGUUGUCAGAGCUUGUCUUUUCCUGUGAUCUGUUAGUCAUGCCACAGCACGUCUUGAUCUUUUGCACUUAUAAUAUACUGUAUACAAGAUAAAUGAUGGUGUUAAUUACCUUAUAUAAGGCGACUACAGUAUGAUUAUAGGUAAAGUUGUGUGUUUUCCUCUCUGUGGAUUCUCUGGCCUAAAGGAAUAAAGUGUUGACAUAUGUUAUGAUUAAAGCUCACACACAUAUCGUCGAGCAUGCCUUCCGGUCAUGUUAAACAUAGCAGUGCUCUUUUGUGUUUUCACAUUAAUAUGUUCAGAUUCUUGACUAGAGGAGGUAUCUUGGAAAAGUUCAUGUCUACAAAGUAUGUGGUGCACGUCAUGUUUUAUGAAUGUAGCAUUUAUUUUCCUGACAGUGAAGUGGCAUUAUAUUUCCUACCGUUCAGUAAACUCAUCAAAUAGGAUUUGCCAUUGACGUCUCGAUACUGAUCUUUUAUAUGCGGCAUGGCGCUCUUGUCACUGGAUGAUAAAUACAUCAUUAAUCUUUAUCUCUUCUGAUGGGAUUAUUUAUUCAACUGGAAAUGCAUUCAUAUGGAAGUUGUUGACAGGUAUUAAACAGUGAGCCAUCACAAACAA